Molecule: messenger RNA, 6347 nt
Organism: Lutra lutra (Eurasian river otter)
Lineage: Eukaryota; Metazoa; Chordata; Mammalia; Carnivora; Mustelidae
Gene: ICA1
Product: islet cell autoantigen 1
Exons: 16
Coding region: 322-1854 (510 amino acids)
Biological process (GO): regulation of transport
Cellular component (GO): Golgi apparatus
Molecular function (GO): protein domain specific binding
Source: RefSeq, a predicted model, not a curated record
CACCUGCGGGAGAGCAGGGGCGGGGUCACCCCGGGCGGCAAAUCGAAGCGGGAGAUACCCCAGGAGAUGGGGGUCGAGGAAAGUCCCCAGGGAGGAGAGAGAGAGGGAGGCUCACUCCCCUCAUCCCGGACCCGCCCCCCAAAAGGCAAGCCAUCAGGAGCCUGCAUUGAUGCCCUGGCUCUGAAGCUACUUGGCUUUGUUCUCUCAGACCUAUUAGUCACCUCCCUGGAUCACAGGUCAUAAUAUAACUUACCCUCUCAUGCUUUUUCCCUGCCCCUUCUCCCCAAAUCAUCAACAGUAGAAAAAGAAGAAGAAGAAAACAUGUCAGGACACAAAUGCAGUUAUCCUUGGGACUUACAGGAUCGAUAUACUCAAGAUAAGUCAGUAGUAAAUAAGAUGCAGCAGAAAUAUUGGGAAACGAAGCAGGCCUUUAUUAAAGCCACAGGGAAGAAGGAAGAUGAGCACGUCGUUGCCUCUGAUGCGGACCUGGAUGCCAAGCUGGAGCUAUUUCACUCAAUUCAGAGAACCUGUUUGGACUUGUCUAAAGCAAUUGUACUCUAUCAAAAGAGAAUAUGUUUCUUGUCUCAAGAAGAAAACGAACUGGGAAAAUUUCUCCGAUCCCAAGGCUUCCAAGAUAAAACCAGAGCAGGAAAGAUGAUGCAAGCAACAGGAAAGGCCCUCUGCUUUUCUUCCCAGCAAAGGUUGGCUUUGAGAAAUCCUUUGUGUCGAUUUCACCAAGAAGUGGAGACUUUUCGGCACCGGGCCAUCUCAGACACUUGGCUGACGGUGAAUCGCAUGGAGCAGUGCCGGACUGAAUACAGAGGGGCAUUAUUAUGGAUGAAGGAUGUGUCACAGGAGCUUGAUCCAGACCUCUACAAGCAAAUGGAGAAGUUCAGGAAGGUACAAACACAAGUACGUCUUGCCAAAAAAAGCUUUGACAAGUUGAAGAUGGAUGUAUGUCAGAAAGUGGAUCUUCUUGGAGCAAGCCGAUGCAAUCUGUUGUCUCAUAUGCUAGCAACAUACCAGACUACUCUGCUUCAUUUUUGGGAGAAAACUUCUCAUACUAUGGCAGCCAUCCACGAGAGCUUCAAAGGUUACCAACCAUAUGAAUUCACUACGCUAAAGAGCUUACAAGACCCUAUGAAAAAACUGAUUGAGAAAGAAGAAAGGAAGAAGAUCACCCAGCAGGAAAGUGCAGAGGCCACCGUGGAGGAACCCAGGCAGUUAAUUUCAUUAGAGGAUGAAAACCAGCACAAGGAGUCUUCUAGUUUUAAGACUGAAGAUGGAAAAAGCGUUUUAUCUGCCUUAGACAAAAGCUCUACACAUAAUGCAUGCUCAGAUGAAUUAUUAGACAUGAAACCCGAGGAAGGUGCUUGCCUGGGCCCAAUGGCAGGGACCCCAGAACCUGACGGUGCUGACAAAGAUGACCUGCUGCUGUUGAAUGAGAUCUUCAACGCUUCCUCCCUGGACGAGGGUGAGUUCAGCAAGGAGUGGGCUGCUGUGUUUGGAGACGACCGGCUGAAGGAGCCAGUGCCCACUGUGGCCCCAGGAGAGCCAGACCCCCGGCCCCAGACGGGCUCAGGAUUCCUUCCUUCGCAGCUUUUAGACCAAAACAUGAAAGACUUACAGGCCUCACUACAAGGCUGGUCAGAGAGCAGUGUCAGUCCUCCUCCUACUCCAUGGCCAGCACCACAGACAAGCAGUCCAAAUGACAACAGCCCUGCAACGAAAGAGCCUGCGAAGGCUGCCUCGGACCUGACUGCCUGGUUCAGCCUCUUCGCUGACCUCGACCCAUUAUCAAAUCCUGACGCUGUGGGGAAAACUGAUAAAGAACACGAAUUGCUCAAUGCAUGAGUCUGCAGCCUCACAGAGGGAGCCCACGUGCCACUCCUUGGCCACACACCUGGGGGCACGCAGACAUAUGAAGUGAUCAGUAUGCUGUUUUAAUAUUUACGUGCCAUUUUAAUAAAAUGAGAGGGUCAGAGGCCCUGUUUAUAUUGGUAUAAUUAUUUACUCUUAUUUGAUAUAAAGGGUUGAGUGUAUUCUCUAUGUGGAUCUAACAAUACAGGAUUGCCCAGGAACAGUUCCUAUGCUGCCUGCUCUCCUGCCAACACCUGCAUCAUGGCUGCUGAUGUGUCACUGGGAUACUGUGAGAUCCAAGUUCAAAUCAUGAACCUGCUCUGUCUUAGGUUUAAACAAUGAGUCCUGUCCAGAGGCAGCGGGAGGCUAACAGACCUUAAAUGCCUCCUUGUGUACCCCCUGCCUCUGCCCCUUUAGAGGGGUCUGCAGGAAGACUCUCUCUUCCUGCCGAGCACCUUCCAGUGAGCUCCGGGUGAAGACCCGGCCAACCAAAGACACUCUUCCCCAGCCCUUGCCGGGUGGGCUGUGUGUUCUCACGUGGGCAGAGGACCUGGGCUGGUCUCCACUGCACGAACCUUUCUGUGGAAAGCAGCACAGCUGCAGACGCCAGUGUCUCCAUUUGUCUUCUCCAUGGCUGGAAUUCAAAAGCAUGUAUUUCUGGAGUCCCUUGUGAUAUUAACUUUUUUUUUUUUUUUUUAAUUAAAUGGCAGAGAUAUUUGACAUGCGAAGGCAAGUUAAUAGAGUCUGUUGUGGGGAUUGAGUGGGGGAGGUGCCAUGGGCAUGGGGACUGGAGAGGGAGGAAGAGGACAAGGACCAGUCCCAUCUGCAUGAAGCUGUUGACAUGAUCCCAUGUGUCGCCCACAUUCAGUACAGGGGAGGAGGGCAUGGACUCUUGUUGGCUCAGGCAGAGAUGGGAGCAAGUUUUGUGUGGGGGCAUGUAAGCAGUUCAUGGAGACACUCCACCCUUGUAGCCCUGAGUGGGGGGCGGGGUUGAUGAUUAGCAAGAAUUGGUCCUACAUGCCCAGCUGGGCCAAGGAGGUCUCUGCUGCACUCUUGCAAGCUUCAGUCUCCAGCUCUGAAAGGUUCUCCUGUGGCUCCUUCCCCCAACACGGAAAUGCGGCUUCUUUGCUCUCUGUGGUGUGCCUUCAUGGAAGGACCUGGCCCCAGCAGUUGCCACCGUCCUCUGCAAGACAGCCUUGGGGGACUGGAAAGCAUUCUCCUCCUCUUCCUCCAUGCAGGAAGAGACCUGAAGGCGAGUUGGGGCUGGGACUCAGUGUGUUAUGUGGCUGGUGUAGGUCUGCUCACUUCCUGGCCAGACCAGACUCUAGAGUCUGUUUGUAAGAAUCUCACUUAAUGACUCCUUAGCCUGCCACUUGUCGUCUUUGAGGAUAUCAGGAUACAGCCCUGGGGCCCUCACCCACCCUCCCACACAUACUCAGGUCUCCAUUCCUGGCGUAUGCGUUUACUGCACACACCACCCAGGAUGGUCCCCUCUCUCCAGCCUCAGCUGCCAUCACACCCCAACUUGCCCCUCAGGAGCUCCUCACGUCGCACCUCCUUCAGGUGUAACCUGCAGUUUUCCUUCAAGGACCCACCCCUCAUCUCUCCUUCCUGCCCUUGUCUGUCUCAUGGUUGGCACAUGUUUGGUCCUCUGCCCGGCCUGGGAGGCCUAUGUGUAUGCAUCUGCCUUUACCACAAGGUGUUGCAGCCCCAGAGCACAGGGUUGUUGUUUCCCCAAAUCUUCCGUGUCUCCCUAGUGGUAACCGCCUUGGAGUCACCUGAUAAGCGCUGGACUCAUGAGCUGAAUGGAGCUGCCCUGUGUGGAAUGAGGAGUAAGGAUUCAUCAUAUCCUCCUGGGUCACAUUUGCUUAUAGCCGUGGAAGCCCACAGCCACGGCAGGAAGGAGACCAAGCAGCAAAGCAGGAGGGGUGGACUGGCUCCAUCCAGGCUGGAGGCACAGGGAGGGACUUGGUGGGGUGGGGGGUUGGAGGGGCAAGGGGCUGUGGAGUCCUCUGCUGAGUGGAUCACUUGAAAUACUAACAGGUGGCAUUUUAAAAGUUGGUCUGUGGGUGAAGGGGACUGGAGGAUCAUGGUAGUUGAACAGGCUUUGCUACAAGUAAAAGAAUACUGCACAUGGGGGCAUUUUCUCUCUGAAUUUUCUUUACAUUUUUGUUAAAAAAAAAAAAAUUCAAUUCCCGUUCCCAUCUGCAAUCCUCUUGGCCAGGCUCUUGAUCCCUCUUGAUAGGCGUGUUUUGAUCCUGGCUCGCACAAAGGCCUCUCGGCCACCUCUCUACUUUAUUAAGGAGAAGCAGCUGCUGGCUUAUUCUCUUUUAAGCAGUCUGUGUGCUGCACAGCCAGGGGGCUUCCUUGGGGGCCCACCUCGGGUUCUCUCCCCAGCCUCCUGUAGAAGGACCUCUGUGGCAGGAAGAAGACAAAGGUGCCCCACCCCCUUCACGCCCAGUCUCGCCACUCCCUCAUUUUCAUCCCUUGUCUCCGGGCAGGUCUGCACCACAAUUGCAUGGAGCCCUCAGGGAUAUUCAGAGAGCACCUGCUCCUUGAAAACUUCCCUGCCCUUUUAGGUGGUCUAUAGUCUCCCUUCCUUUCUCCCGCUGCCCCAGCCAAUAUAUAAAGAAUAUUCAAAUUUAAGGGAGAGAGCCAGAAACAUUUCUCUUUCCCCCUUUCUUUUUCUCCCAGCUGGCAUGGGCUCUGGUGCACUUUAUAGAUUCAUUGCCUUCAAAAUGUAAUUUUAGAAAUGUCAGGUUGAUUUUGAGUUGUGUGAGAGUGAGAAAAGCAUCCGUCAGCUUCAGAAUUAGAAAGGCACCAACUUAGAACUUUUUGUUGGAGGCUUAUGCCCAAGAAAACAUGGUCUGCUCAGAGUUGGCAGCCCCGAGAGCCCUGGGUUGCCAGUAGGCAUGUAGAGGGGGCUCACCAUCAUGUCGUAGCCAGUGUGACAUGAGAUGGGGGGCAGGGCAGAGGACCCUGAGCUUCCAUGGGAGUCUGCCUGACCAUUAGGGUCAAGAUGCCUUCUGCCCUUGCCUCAGCUCCAGGAGCCAGCUAACUGAGCUUCAUGCUUGCCUCUCUCAGACUCCACUGCUGAGAGAUCCCUCCUGAGGGGCCGACCCUGGCAAUGGCUUGGGGUUUAACUAUUGGCACUACUGAUUUUGCCAAUAUUCCCAAGCAUGUCUUUGUGAUUAACUAGUGUCCUCCAGACAAGCCACGGCAAUUAGUCCUUUGAUUCAAACCAUCUCUGGUCCUCUGAUCGGCACCACGCACAGUGCAGUGUGCAGGUCUCUCCAGCUUUGUUGAAAAAUAGACUUCAACUUGGAGCCAACUUCAGUGAUUGGCAGUGGCUGCCAAGAAUUCCGCACAGAGAAGGAUGCUGAUAAAUGAGAGAUGUUUGUGCUGGGGAUAGGGCAGGCAGUGGCGGCAAUCAUCCUGUGUGUUUCCCAACAGCACAUUAGACCUUGUCUCUCAUGGGGGCUUUUAGAGUUUACUAUUACAACUACAACUACAACUUCUACUACUCUCUUCUUCUUCUUCCUCCUCCUUUUUAAAUAAAUAGGAUUCUAGAACCCUAGGAGAGGUUUCUCAAAAAAAUAUAAAAAAUAACCCUAAUUCGACUUAAAAAAGUCAUUUAAACAACAACAAAUGAGGAUGGAUUUACUUGCUCUGUUAACUGAAGGGUCUAGGUGUAUGCUUCAGGCACAGCUGGAUCUAGGGGCUCAGGUAGUGGUCUCAGCAAUUUCCCCUUCUUAAGCUUCCCCUUUGAUUCCCUCUGUGUUGCUUCAUUCUAACAAGCUUUUCAUAAGGAGGCAACAUGGGCACCAGAAUCUCCAGCCAAAGUCUUGGGAGUUGAGCCUGCCUUGAAUCCUGUGUCCGGUCUUCAGUCGGCCCCUGGAAUCAAGGUGGGUGGGGGUGGGAUAUAGGCUGUUUUCCCAGCUUUUCAUAGGCCUGAACCUGGAACCUGACCCUUAAGGACUAGGGAUGGAGAAAGGAUGAUUCCUCUAGGGGAAGGUGUGCUGCUGAUAUCAGAGGGAUAGAUGGAUCCUUGGGCAGGAAAAUGCCAGGUGAUCCACUCCAGUUUCCACUGGAAUGGACACACUUGUAUAUUGUUUCUGGAGGGGUUGUGGGGCCAGGAGGCUGAAAGAACUGGAGUGUUUCCAGAAGCCCCUUUGGAGGCCACCCACAACCCUGGGACUUGAAGUCUUUGUGUGUAGCUCUUCUAUAGCUGAUAACCAGGAAGUCAGAAGGGACCACAGAGCUGUUUGCAUCCAACCUGCUGAUAUCCAGAUGAGAAAACCGAGGGACGUAUUUUAAAAAACUAUAAAUUAGUGGGAAACCGGAUUAGAACCCACAUUGCCUAACAGCUGAGCCACAGCUUCUUUUACUUCCAGGGGUUUGCUAGAAACGGAGAGCUGAAGAAAGGAAUUCAAAGACACACAAAACUCUUUUUUUUUUCCUUUUUAAAAUAUUUUUAUUGUGUUAUG